CAAGCAGCUGAACAUAGCUAUUUUCUUAAAGAGGAGUUCCAUUAUCUGAACGUUACUCAGGUCGGAAAGUUGACGAUAUUCGACAUGUUCCAUUGCGCCUUCGCGUGCCUACAAAAUAAUUUGUGCCUUUCUUUAAACAUGGCCACCUCUCAUGGCACAGACGGAAAGCUUUGGUGCGAAUUACUGUCUUCUGAUAAGAACGGAAAUACUGAGAACUACCACAAGAACACGAGUUCGCAUCAUUUCUCCAUUUUGCGGGUAAGAACACCCUAACCAUUGCGGUAAAAUUCUAACACAAAGUAUUUACAAGGGAAAGGAUGUAAACGUACUCGCUCUCAACGAAGUAUGCUCAUUCACUGCUAUAGUAAAUACUGUUUAAGUAUUCACUGGUCUCAACAGUCAUUUUUUUUUUAGUUUCCAUGUUCUUCAUCGCCGUGUCAAAACGGAGGAACCUGCAUCCCGAAUUUCAGCUCCAACACUUUCGACUGUCUUUGUAAAGAACGUUUCGUCGGGAAAUUCUGCGAGAAAAGUAAUUUAUGGAUAUGUUUGAAAUAUCCCACUGUCUCCCUCUUCUGUACUUUUUUAACAAUAAAAUACAUCUGGCUCUGACAUCACACUCUAUCUUUCAGCUGUAAAAUCAUGCAAGGAAGUGUAUGAAGCAAACAAGUAAGAGGCUUUCACUGCUUGCUCAUUUGAGCAGAUCUUUUCUAAAAUCUUCUCUUCUGUGACACUGGAGACGCAGAGGUGGUCAGCUGGUUAAAACCACGAUGGAUCUUAAAAACAGAGCUCGGCAACUUAUCAGUCAGGAAGUUUAAUAAGUACAAAUGAUAAAGAUUGGCAUCAUAAGAGAGUCCAUUACUGAUAUAAUUACUCCAAUUGUAUUUUUAACAGAUCAAACGUGAGUAAACUGGUUUCUCUUCAUCUAGGCUCACAGCCGACGACACUUCUUUGUCACAUGGGAGAUUUUGGAUGCGGAGAUGGAGGAUGGACGCCAGUCAUGAAGAUUAACGGCAACAAGGUAUGAUGCGAAAUUGAUUUUCUACUGCUUGUCAUGAUCGACCACUUAAAAGAUGUUUUUUUUCACAGGCGCUGACUGAAUUAUUGACAACGAGGGCGACUUCCGCUCUCUGUUAAUGUCUCCGGCUGAUAUCUCUUUGACUAAGGGAACAGACACUACAUAUCAAAUAGGUUGGGGGGGGAGAGAUGGGUGGGUCGUAGAAUUUUUGGGAAUCACAUAGUUUUCGAGGGGAAAAUGAGAAUGGAGAAUCAAAUAUAUCAUGGUGACACGACAAAACUCCUCCAGUCUCUCCCUGGUAAUGAAAAAUGACCGCUACCUAAAUUGGCUCCGAUUGACACUGCAUGACUAUUGAUAAAGAGAUAAUGCCACACGUUACUUCACCAAGUCAUACAUAUUUCAUGAUCACCAGCUUAUUUUCAUUGCCUCUUCUUGCUAACUGAAGCAAUUUUAAAGUAGAUUCUGGCGCGGAACAAAAAGCUAAUUUGGGAAUAAAAAUAUUAUAAUUGUCUCAAACUGUCCUAAAACGAGCAGGGUAAUACGGUGGUAAACCAGUUAUGAAUUUAUAUCAUAUAGUAAACUAUUCUCCCAGAAUACCUUCCAUUAUGAUUCUGGUUACUGGAGUAAUGAAACUGAAUACAACACCGCUGGAGGGGAGACUGGAUUCGACUCACAAGAGACCAAGUUACCUACUUAUUGGAACACAUCCUUCUCAAAGAUCUGUCUCGGUAUGAAGAUCGGUGAACAGAUCAGCUUCAUUGUAAUCACCAUGAAGGCCAGCUCUCUUUACUCAUUGAUCGCUGAGGGGAAAUACCGAAGUACCUCAUUAGGUCGUGACACGUGGAAGAAGCUUAUUGGCUCAGAGGCCUCGUUGCAGCAUAACUGUAACACAGAAGGGUUCAAUGUUAUCUGUAACAGGUCUGUUUUUUCCAAAGCAAGAAUCGGCAUCGUUACUAACAACCAGAAUCACUGCCGCUCUUGUGACUCCAGGAUUGGGUUUGGUACAGGAGGGCAACCUGAUGACUAUAACACAUGUGGAAACGAGGCUUCGCAGACACCGGAUAAUGGAGAUAAACACAUUAAAGCCAUUGGUUACAUUUUGGUUCAUUGA
Messenger RNA from Pocillopora meandrina, 2126 nucleotides. The record is from the annotation of a GenBank genome assembly. Lineage: Eukaryota; Metazoa; Cnidaria; Anthozoa; Scleractinia; Pocilloporidae.